Physcomitrium patens is the source of this 2652-nucleotide messenger RNA. RefSeq lists its product as uncharacterized. Gene Ontology annotation, molecular function: RNA nuclease activity. Gene Ontology annotation, biological process: regulation of gene expression. Lineage: Eukaryota; Viridiplantae; Streptophyta; Bryopsida; Funariales; Funariaceae. The record is from RefSeq and is a predicted model, not a curated record. Gene Ontology annotation, cellular component: peroxisome.
AGAGCCGGUGGAGUGCGGACGGCUGUUUUUAGGUGUGUGUGUGCUUCUUUCGAUCGCAGCGGUGUGGAGCUUGUUGCCGAAUCUUUCACGUCUGGAGGUGCAGUCGACGAGUUCGUCAGGUUUUGUGCGUGAGAUCGUCCGAAAUAGGUGGAGAGUGAAUGGGAGAAUUAUCAGAGUAAUUGGCUGUUUUUGACGGGAUUCUGGACUUGAAGCCGUUUGUUGUGCAUCAAUCUAAAAGAAAGGCUCGUGAAGCCAAAACCUACAGGAAGUAGACGUUAUAACAAUCAAAACUCACUUGGCAGGCAUUCAGAACACUAGGAAAUCUCUGUGGUACCUACUUUUUAUUGAAUGUUCAUCUUGAGCCGAAAGAAUCAGAGGUUGAAUAAGAGGGCCAGGGAUGAGUGAAAGCCAUAGCCAUGGCACUCGUUCUUUUCCAGGGACGAGUAGUUCCUUCUCCCACUAGUUACGCAUCCAUAUUGUCCUAUCACGGGCAUCUCUUCAAUGGCAGACCAUCUUCCUCGCUGUUCGAUACUCAACUACCUUGGAAUUCAGAACAUCUAGCAAGCAACAAAGAGAAGAAGCUACCUUCAUCGCGAAGCCGUUUGAACCCAUGUCGUGCAUCAACGCUACCGCAGCGACCAUUUGGGGAACAUCAUAUAUCCAGGCAAGAUAGAGCAGGAACGAAACCUGAUCUCAAUUCUCUCAAGCAAAGUAAGAACAAGCAUGUACCGGCAUCGUCGGAGUCCGCCCCUUCCUUCCCCCUCACGCGGUCGACAAGUUUAGGGCAAUCUUCAGUUUGGAGCAAUUUGUCCCCUCCGUCACACGCACCACCGACCUCAUUCCUUUCCCCUUCAUCUGACGAUGCAUUAAGCGAUAUUGAUGAUGUUGAAGCCAUCAGAAGAUCUUCCUUCAUGGUGGCACUCACACUCUGUUGUGCAUUGCAAUUGCUGUACAUCACGGAUGCAAUUAGGCUUUGGGUGACACGUUUGCGGCUCCGAUAUUUUGAUUCUCCUUUCGCUUAUGGCAUUCAUCCCAAAAGAUCAAAACUAAGCAGGGUCGGAAUUUUUUGGGACAUCGAAAACUGUCCCAUUCCGGGAGGCCUUGAUGCGCGGACGGUGGUGAGGCAGAUGCACAAGAUAGGUGAUUCUUUCGGAACAAUACAAUGUCUUCGUGCGUAUGGCAAGCUUGAGUAUCUAACUCGGCAGGCACCUAGUUUGCUGAAGAUGGGGGUUGAACUGUGUCCAGUGCCUGAUGGAAAAGAAUCUGCUGACAAAGCCAUAAUUAUGGACGCCUUGCUGUUUGGAUACGAUCAUAAACCAUGUCUUGAGUCUGACACACCGCCACUUGAGGUCGAUGCAUCAACAGGUAAUGGAAUUGUGCUGGUAACUGGAGAUAGAGGGUUCUGUGCUUUGCUGCGGGAACUUAGUAGCAGGCAGAUCACUACGGUAGUGAUUGGGAAUGGCCAUCAGAAAAUCCCUCCAAUUUUAGCACAGGCCGCAGAUUUUAGUAUUCAGUGGAAUGAAAUGAUGGAGAUCUCAGACUCUAUAAGCAGCAGCUAUCGCCACCUCAUUCGAUCUACGGAGAAAGUUAGCAUCGAGGAGGACGACAGUCUCGAGUUCCAAGGUUGGGAUGCAUCAAGUUCGUGUAAUGUUCUUCUUAAAUACGAGUCCUCAGCAGAGGUAUACGCACCAUCUAGCUGUGAAAGGUCUCAUAUUGUAGAAGAAAAUCAAGAUGUGGAGACACUGGGGUUUAGUCCUGACAAAGGAAUAGCAAGUGACCUCCGGUACAGGGAGAAAAGUAAAAGCAAGAAUGUUACAUGUGUGGAUACGACCAUCACAGAGGAUGCCCUAAGCAUUUUCGGUAGAAAGUCCGAAGACGAUUCUUUACCCAAUGGCCGCUCAUUUUGUGAAAAAUGUUUAAAUUUGAAGGAGACAUGUACAGAUAUAGGGAGCAAUAUCGAAAUUCCCGUGUCUCAAAAAGUUUGGGCUCCCGUUGGAGGCAGGGUUAGGAUGUUGCGACAUCUGCGAUGUGAGGUGGCUUUUGUUCUUGACAAAUACUGCAAGGGGAAACCGAAGGCAGCUAUGACAUUCGAGCAGUUUGAAUUACUUUAUGAAUUGGAGAUGGGGCAUCCUUUGGUUAGUUCACAUUAUGGCUUUGCAACUCUCAAGAGCGUUUUGCAGUCGAUGCCAGAUUUAGUCUCAGUGCGCAAUAUUUCUUCCGAAGCUGCUGAUUGGAGAGUAUUUCCUUAUGUCAAGAGGAAUGCCAACGAUCGUAAAUUGCGGACGAACUUUAGCAGGCAGGAUCUGCGUUGCAUUUUGUACAAAAUUCUGCAUUCUUACUGGCCGCAUGGUGUUCCCAAAGACCAAAUAAGCUCAGAGCAUUGCAAGCUGACAGGGCGACCACUGGUACUUGUAGCAUAUGAAUAUUGGAAAUUAGGUGACAUGAUUCAAAGCAUGGGAAACAUGAUGUAUGUAGACGAAGAAAACAAGCAGAUUUAUCUAGUGGAUGGCGCUCCAGAACCACGCGGUGUCCAUGAACUGGAAGAGAACGAGUGGAACUAGAUUGUGUAAAUUUAUGACAUUCUUCAUUGAAUAUGUAUCCUCAAGUGGAUAUGAAUUGUAUUAGUUUUCCACUAAAACUGGAAAUCAAUCA